Messenger RNA from Brassica napus (rape), 3592 nucleotides. Its product is annotated as precursor of CEP4-like. The coding region runs from base 177 to 437 and encodes 86 amino acids. The record is from RefSeq and is a predicted model, not a curated record. Lineage: Eukaryota; Viridiplantae; Streptophyta; Magnoliopsida; Brassicales; Brassicaceae. The transcript has a single exon.
CAAACUGCAAAGUAUAACAUGCUGAGCCGAGUCAUAUGGUUUUGUGGGUCCUCUAACCUUUGGAUCCUUCUUAAAUUGCACACUUCUCUCUUGUUUUUGUGAGAAGAAAGCAACCACUUAAGCAUACGCUCUAAACGGUUCUAAGAUUUUAUAACCAAAACCCAAAGUUCUCAGUGAUGGUGAAUCGUGGCUGUUCAACCACGAUUUUGUCUGGUUCUCUUAUAAUUCUUCUGGUGGUACAACUACACUUUGAGACUACAACGGCAGCUCGACAUGCCCCUUUUGUUUCCUGGUCACCACCUGAGCCGCCUAAAGAUGAUUUUGUGUGGUACCACAAGAUCAACCGCUUCAAGAACAUAGAACAAGAUGCUUUCAGACCAACUCACCAAGGUCCUAGUCAAGGUAUCGGACAUAAGAGCCCUCCUGGUGCUUCUUAAAAUACCCAUUUUGUUUUGGAGAACCUUACCACUUUGUCGCUCAGAGUUCGCGUUUGUUUUUGAUAUUUUGUGUGCUGUUUUUACGUAAAAGGAUAGAAGAAGUUGCAUACCACUUUCUUGUGGAGAGGACAUGAACGUGAAUCAAACAAGAAAAUGAUUUCAGAAUUUCUUUUUGCAAAGUGAUAUAUACUUCAUCCUUUAGGAAAGGCUCUGAAGGCAUCUAUUGCUUAUGGUGCUUAUUAUUUUGGUGUUUGUUGUUCUACGUUGAGACUUGAGAUGUCCAUUCUUUUUAGUAGAUAUGUAGUUUUUCUCGGUUUACAAUAAAGUUAAUAAUUGAUGGCAUUUUUAGCUAUCAAACAGCUAAAUAUUUGUUUUAACUCUAUUUUCUAGGAAUUUUAAUUUGAUCGCUACAAAAUACGAUGAUGAAAAUAUGAAUUUUGCAUCAUAUAUAUGUACGUAGUAAUAUAAGGUUUGCUGGCUGGAUUCGAUAAUUUAUACGCAUCCUUAUGAUAUUCGAUUAAAUUUCAACUACUAAUUUGUAUUUCUCCCAAGUUAUUGAUGUUACCUUCAAAUAUGCUUCAAGAAGAUAUCCAUCGGAUUAUCUUUAGAUUUUUAAAAACUCGCAACAACAACCGUUCCGUUUGAGUAAAAAACAUUAUCAUAUCUGAAGCAGGUUAAUCGUAGUUUUUAUGUCAGCAUAGCCUAGUUAGUUUCUCUAUUUAAGUUCAGUGGGAAUUAUAAGUGUUAUUCGAUCGGAUUUUAGGAUAAUAGAAGCUGUCUUUAAAAAGUGCUUAGCAGAACAUGUUUUAUUAGAAAAGGUAAUAUUCUCGACAAAAUUGAGCUGUAUACAUAUAAUACUUGUGUAGAUGUUUGGUAGCUAUUUGUAUAAACAUUAAUGGGAUAUUAGUGUUAUACAGCAGUGGAUCAAACAUAAAUAAAUAGAUUCACUCUUUCACAUUUUCAAAAGGUAGUUUCGCCAAAUACAUAACAAUUACAACAAAACGACUGAAAUAUAACAUGCAAACUGGUAAUUUAAUUCAUUUCGCACGUUUUGUUUUCUUAUAGCUAGAUUAUAGAAAACUUUAUUUGUUUAAAUAGUGUUGUUCAGAUGUUUUACAAUUCUACUUUUCAGUUUAAUUACAAGUUUUUCUGGCUGCAGUGAUUCUGUCUUAUAUUUUAAGUUAUUUUGCAAUUCAAUUAUUUUGUCACUUCGUGUUUAAAAUGUCAACUUGUUAGUAUACCAUUUGGACCUGGUACCUACUGUUCAAUGCAUGUAACUGAAAAAUAAUAAGGGUUGGAAAAAAGAAGAAGAAGAUAUUUUAGAUUAACUAUCGUAGAUCGAGGUGGACGAUGGAUGUAAGUAUGUAACGCUUUUUCUUUGAAGUUGGAUUUAGCAAAAGGUUAGUAGUGAUGUGAUACAUAAAUGGAACUUGUACUAGGUUAUUAACAAGUUGGUGACAACUAUAUAAUAGUUUAACUAACAGUGACAAUUAUAAAUAAUAUCUCAAUAAGAUUUAUCAAAUUUUAUAAGAUUAUGACAAACUUUUUACUUUUGAUAUUCGAGCUGUUUGUAAUAAGUAAAAAGAUUGUUGAGGCUUUUGGACUUGUGCGUUGGUUCUUUAUUAUAUGGAAGACAUGUGGGGGUCUGCGUUUUCGGCUAUUCAGUGGAAGAGUUAUAUAUAAAUAAAGAAUUAUUGACCGCGAGUUGAAGAUGGACUUAAACAAAAAAAUUUCUCAACUAAUUAAACUAUGGUUGUAUAAAUUGGUCCAGAGGACACCUACACGCCCGUCUAUACUGUAAUUCAGUUAUAACAAAAACGAUUCUCUUAAAAUUUAUUAUAUGAUUUAAAUCGGUUUAAACUAUUCUUAGAUCGGUUUAAAAUAUUCUAAAUCAGUUUAAAUUUUUUAAACUAAAUAAUAACAUUCGUACAAAUUCAUAAAUGUCUUAUUUUUGUUUUGUUUUGUAUAUCUAAUUUUAAUAAUUUAUCAAAACAGUUUAUUAAUUAAACCCACAAAUUAAAAGAAGAGUUAAUGAGCUUUCUUACUUGAAAUUUUAUCGAAAAUUAUGAAAAUUCGAAAUUUUCUUUAUGUUAUAAAUUUUGUUUUGUAAUUUAAUUACAUUUAUACUAUAUAAUUAAGAGACUCAUACAUUAAAAUGACGCUAGUAAGAAAAUAUUAAAUCCAAAUCGUUAUACAUUAGCAUGUAACCAUGAACGAAUCAGAUCGGAUUUCACGAUGUAAAUCUGAAUACAGUCGAGUCAAAUUAACCAACACUAAACAUUAUGUAUGUUUUGUUAUAUUUUAGAUGGAUCGGGCCAGGCUAAUUAUAUUGACAUGCACUGAUCCAUCAUAGCUUGUUAGGGGAUGACUGUCUGACAUAAUCAUUUUGCGACCAUUUUUCAAAAUUCCACGAUAGUUAUUUGUCUCAAAAUUGUAAAUUACAUUUGUUAAACAGAUCUUUCGGCCACGAUCCUGAUACAGAAUCACAAAUAUAGGAAAACAGGAGUAUAGACUCUUGGACUAGUGCUAUAUAAUCUAAUCUAACGCAAAUGGGUCGUAAUUCAGCUGCGGUAGAUGCUAGCCCAUCGCCCAGACCAUCUUCUCAACUCUGAAGCCAAACUUCUCGCUUCUUGUGUGGACCAUAUUUUAUUUACUGUAUUGUCAAAGUUUGUAAUAUCAAGUAAAGUUGGGACUAUUUCCUUAAAAGUAAGUUCAUGAAAGAAAGAUUAACGUUUACCAAAAAAGUUUAAAAUACUCUUUUGACAUCUACUUUUUUAGUUCGGAUGUAUCAACAAAAAAAAAAAUCAGAGCUAACAUGGUCGGACAUGAUAACUCAUCUCUCCCUCAUCUUGAGAUUGUGCUCUAACAAAGUCAAAGCAAUGAGAGAGCAUUUCAUCAAGAUCUUUAUGUCCUUUGUCUUCCUUCUUACGUAUUUCAUUUUUUUCCUUCCCACAGUUCAUGCAAAAUAGGAAUAAUCUAAAUAUAAAUUUUUAAAGGGGUUAUUUGUGAAAUAGCCAAGAAAAUAAACAAAAUUAGUUUUCUGGAGAGAGAGUAGAGAGAGAUAGGAAGAUAAAAAGGGAGAGAGAGUGUGUUUUUGGUUGUUUAGUUAAUUUUAUUUUUUUUCUUAGUCACUGGGUGCAAUUUCCCAUUUUUAA